AUGACGGAGCAAAAGGCCCUAGUAAAGCGUAUUACAAAUGAAACCAAGAUUCAGAUCGCGAUCUCUUUAAAGGGUGGUCCUCUAGCGCUGGAACACUCGAUCUUCCCAGAAAAGGAGGAAGAAGCAGUCGCGGAACAGGCUACGCAAUCGCAAGUGAUUAACAUCCACACGGGUGUGGGGUUUCUGGACCAUAUGAUACAUGCUUUGGCCAAGCAUUCCGGCUGGUCACUAAUCGUUGAAUGUAUCGGUGACUUGCACAUAGACGACCACCACACCACUGAAGACUGCGGGAUUGCCCUCGGUCAGGUCUUCAAAGAGGCCCUAGGGGCCGUGCGUGGUGUGAAACGGUUUGGUUCAGGAUUCGCACCUUUGGAUGAGGCACUUUCCAGAGCGGUGGUAGAUCUUUCGAACAGGCCGUACGCAGUCGUCGAACUUGGUUUGCAAAGAGAGAAGGUUGGAGACCUCUCUUGCGAGAUGAUCCCGCAUUUCCUGGAAAGCUUUGCAGAGGCGAGCAGAAUCACCCUACACGUUGAUUGUCUGCGAGGCAAGAAUGAUCACCACCGCAGUGAGAGCGCGUUCAAGGCCCUUGCGGUAGCCAUCAGAGAAGCCACCUCUCCCAAUGGUACAAACGAUGUGCCUUCCACCAAAGGUGUUCUUAUGUAG
Messenger RNA from Saccharomyces paradoxus, 663 nucleotides. It is a transcript of the gene HIS3, whose product is annotated as imidazoleglycerol-phosphate dehydratase HIS3. Gene Ontology annotation, molecular function: imidazoleglycerol-phosphate dehydratase activity. Gene Ontology annotation, biological process: L-histidine biosynthetic process. NCBI's taxonomy places the organism in Eukaryota, Fungi, Ascomycota, Saccharomycetes, Saccharomycetales, Saccharomycetaceae. The record is from RefSeq and is a predicted model, not a curated record. Bases 1 to 663 code for a protein of 220 amino acids. The transcript has a single exon.